CCCCCCCUGCCACCCAUGUCACGCUAUUUGCAUUUGGGUUAGCGACCGAUUUGCACUUACAAUUGCAGUGUGCGAUUCCUUGCCAUCCCGUCUCCCGUAUUCUUCUUCGUCAUAUUCUUCGUACUCUAGGGUCCAUUACGUAAGCACUCGGCGUAAAGGCCAGAGGCACGGAACACCGUUCUGAUUUUAUUUUGGAAAGACACGGGAAAAUCAGGUCGAGGUGCGAUACUUUCACGCAAGUGACAAUCAUUGCUCGAGCGAGCGAUUAUUUAGAUAAAAAUGGUAAUACAGAAUGCAUAAGAUGCAUUGGCAGUGGAAUAAUGUUAUGAAGAGCAUGGAAUUUAUUAAUUAUGCAUUACCAUUGGUUUAACGUAAGCCUUAAGACAAGCAGGAAGUGUAUCGUGCAAUAGCAUAAAUGAAAUGACGUUCAACGGUCUUGAUAAUCUUCUUAUCAGAGGUUAAUAUACGAAAACGAUGCACCACCUGUAUCCAACCUCCACGGGAGAUCCUCUCUGUCCUUUGGGCUUUCAUCCGCAGGUGCGAUGGCCCACGAGGUGCAAGAGGUGCUUUAGAGAUUAUAAAGACCAUAAAGAUCCUGGAGGGAAGAAAUCUUCAAAAGACGCUACAGCGUCAUCGCCAAGUCUUUCGAUAUGGAAACAAACGACUACUCGUUCGACAGAGAGUAACGAGGGCAAUGGACGCAGCUGGGCCUCGACAUCGAGUCUCGUGAAGGAUGAAGAAACCAAUGCCGAAAGUAUGCAUAAAGCCGAGAGCGCGAGCGCUUGGUGCUCGGCAAUGGACUUGUCGAGCUUAAGUCUAAGCGACCUGAGAACGCAGGAGCCCGAGGUAACCGUUACCAUAAAACCGACCAGGCCCAAGACCUACGCUGGUUGCCAAUCUGACACUUACAAUUUUCGCCGUUUCUCGAUGAACGAGAGUCCGACCGAUGGAUGCAAUCAAGAACCCGCGGCACCCCAGUCCAAGCACAAGCUCCAAAUCAAAAACGUAAUCGACAAAUCCAACGGGACGACAUCCAAUAAUGACGCCGAGUUUAUUAUCCAGGUAAGAAAAUCGCGAAUCACUGAACGAAUUGGAGCAAAUGCCGAGUCAACCGAAAAAGAGAUGCUGGGGGGGAAAACCGAAAACCAAGAGGAUGAUAAGGUCAAGACACAAUUAAGUGACAUGAGGGCGAGAUGCGAAAGACUUGAGAAAGAAAAGGCUGAGAUUUUGCUGCGUCGCCUCUCCACCAUGGAUUCGACAUCUUUAAAGUCAUGGGGAACCGAUGUUCUCAAACUUCAAAAAACUGUAAAAGAUUUACAAUCGAAAAAUGAUACUCUCACAGAGGAACGGACCAGCCUUGUUGCAAAGAUAAAGAGCCUCGAAAAGGAAUUGAACCUGAAGACACAUAAAAAUGAGAGGGAGCGAGCGAACGAAGAGUUGCGCUCGAAGCUGAAGGCUGCAGAAAUGCUCUGCGAAAGUCUGAUGGACGAGAACGAGGACAUGAAGAAGGAGAUACGCGAGCUCGAGGAGGAAAUAUAUGAGAUGCAGGACAAUUUCAGAGAAGAACAAGUUGACGAAUACACUACAAUAAGGAAGAAUUUGGAACAGUCGAAUAAAAAUUGUCGAAUUCUGUCGUUCAAACUGCGAAAAAUAGAACGCAAAGCAGAACAGCUGGAAGCAGACAAAACAGAUUUGGAAAAAAAAUACGAACAAAUUAAAAAGAUAGAAGAUAUUCUGAAAAAAAUUGGAACUGAGUAUAAAAAUCGAUCGAUAAAGAAACUAACAGAAUAUCCGCAGAAAAUGCAAUUGGAAAAGUUAAUCAGUGGGAUCGAGAAAGACAUAGGAGAUGUAAUAAGUGCAAUGCUAAAAAUGAUCGAUGGGAGAGAAUCGGGAAUCGUACAUCCUAAUUUUAAAUAUGACAAAUUAUGUAAAGAGCAUGAACAAUUAAAAGAAAAGUAUAACAAGACUUUGAACGAGUUAACGCACGAGAAAGAAAAGAAGACGAGGACGGUAACGACCGUAAAGGAUUCGAAAAAUGAGGAUUUAGCUAAUUUGAAGAAAAAACUGGAGGAAAGCCAGGCAUCGCGUGAGCUCGAGCGCAAGUCGUGGGACACGGAGAAGGUCAAACUCCAGGAGGAAAAAGAGAAGUUUAAGUCGAAAUUGCUCUCGCUGUCGGCUGAUAAACUCAAGGUCUACAACGAAGUCGUCCAGCUCAAAAAGGAUCUUGAAGUUGCAACGUCCUCAAAGAAAGAAACCGCACGAAUGGAGAUUCUCAUAGCAGAUCUAAGGAAGGAAGUCUCACAGGAAAAGGACCGUAACAAAAAACUUCACGACGAUCUCUCUACAUUAAGCGAAAAAGAAUCAAAACUCGCAAGGUCUUUGACCACGGUUGAGACAGUAAAAAUUCAGCUGGAGAAUGACUUGAAACAAACAAAAUUGGAAUUAGAAAAUACAAAAAACACAACAUCCACAAAGGUUGCAAAGGUUACGACAGAAUUGUCGAUUUUAAAGAAAGAAAAAGAAAAAUUACAUACACAAUUAGAAAAAGAGAAACAAAAUAAAGAUUUGGAAAUAGCAUCGUUACAAAAAAAGAAUUUAAUGCUGGAAAAGGCUAGUUUAAUUUCAAAAAAGAUGGAAAAUUUGAAGCAAUCGUACGAUGAGAAAAUUUCAAAUCUUGAGAAUGAUAUGAAAAAUGAAGUUCAGAAAUUCAACGAUUUGAAGGACAAGCAAGAAAAACUUUCAGAAUCUAAGUUACAACUGGAGAAAGAAAACCAAUUACUGAACGGGCAAUUGCUAGACCACAAACAGGACUGCAUAACACUGCAAGCGGAACUGCAGGAGGUCCGACAGUUCUACAAAUCCAAAGAGAUGGAAUGGUCGGCACAAAAAUUGCGUCUCGAAAGACAAUUACACGAAUACGAAAAGACGGCGAUUUCUCUAUCGCAAGCUGAUUUACGGGAAGAAAAUUUGAGACUGAAGAAGGAAAGCAGCUCAUUGACGCAACAAAUCGAGGAUUUGAAGAAGGCUAACGAUGACCUAAGCAGUAAACUGCAGGACUACACGCACGUGGCGAAGAUCCAGCGCAACUUCUCGACGGACAGCUCGGUGCUGGAGUCGGAGCUGAAGAAGGCAAAGAACACGGCAGCGAAUGCGGAAAAGGCGCGGAAAGCCGACCUCGCUCAAUGCAAGCUGCGUUAUGAGCAGCGGGUCGCGGCCAUCGGCGACGAGAUUAAAUCCAUCCAAGCCCAGCUGACGAGAUAUAAGCGCGAGCGAGACACCUAUAAGCAGAUGCUCGAGGGGGCGCAGAAGAGUAUCGCCGAGUUAAAGAGUACGAGACCGCGGAAGUCGUCAACCUCGUCCAUUGGCAAAUCUGACGAGGAUGAAGAGGUGUCCAAUGCAACUCGUGCUUUAUUGGAAAAGCAAAUUGUUACGAUCGAGGAUGAGCUUUCGGAAGCAAAACUCGAGGCCUCCAAGUUAAAGACGGAAAUUGUGUCUGAAAAAUCUGCCUCGGAGAUUAAACUUUCGGAAAUGCAGUCACGAAUCAACGAGCUGGAGGAGGAGAGGCUGUUGGCAAGCGGGCGGACAAAAAUGCCGGGGAUGAAGGUGCGGAUGGAGUUGGCUUGGCAGAAGGAGCGCGAAGAUCAGCAGCGCCUCCUACAGGAAACGGCGACGCUCGCCCGCGACCUCAGACAAACGCUCUUUGAGGUGGAGAGAGAACGUGAUAAGGAGCGUUUGGAGAACAAGAGAAGACAAGAUCAAUUGAAGAAAAUAUUUGACGAAGAGAAGGAUGAAAAUAAGAAGAAGCUUAUCGAGUUGCAGUGCGAUCUGCUGGAGUUGCGCGAUGCACAUGCAAAGUUGCGCACGAGCAACGAGAAGAUGCGUCGGGAAAAGGAGCGCCAGGAUCGGGAGCGGGAAGAUCUUCGUGGGAUGUUGACCAGCAAACGCCGCCAAGAGCAGACAGAGGCACGCAACCUCAACAUCCUCCUCCAGCAGGUCGACGAUCUUAUGAGGCUCUUCCCGGAGAUAAAUGGGGUCCAGGGGCAGCAGUCGCCUGAAAUUUACACACCAACACCGCCGAGAAGACUCAAGGGGCCUAAAUCCAGAGAAUCGUCGCCAAUGUUGGAUUCGAAGGACGAUAGCAAGACAAAUUUGUUUAUACCCACUGCAAAGACGGAAAAAUUAGAAUAUACCAUUAACAAAUUAAUGGAAGUAGCCAAGGAAUUGCAGGAGAGCAAAAGAGCUGCUGACGAAAGUGCAACUCGUUCUAAAAAAUUGGGAAAACGGUCAUCGUCGAUAGACAAUACCGAAAAAAAUAGUAUUUCAACUCGUUCCAAACCAAGUUUAAAAAGAAAAAGUCUGUCAUUGGAACAAACGUCAGGAAAGCAUGAACAAUCGAUUUGGAGAAAUAAUAGUAACGUUUCAAGUUUACAAUCUCUCAAUGGAUCUGACGUGGAUAAUCGUCAUUAUAAUCUCCAGCGAGACUCCAGUAUUGAGAGUCAUUUAUCGAACGAAUCUACUAAAAGUGAAAUUCUACGUCAUGAGAAGAAAUACAGCAAAGGAAUAAUUCGUAGAAUUACUACGAAAUUAACAAAAUCAGCAAGUGUCGAAGAUUCAAAUAGUUCACUCGAAUCAUCGCUUCAGACUUCAGCAUCGGAGACGAGUCUUAUUGAGAACACGAAAAAAGAUAAGAAGAAUCUGAAGAAAAAGUUGUCGAACAUGUUUAAGCGGAGCUCGAAAAGCAACGGGUUAGAUAAAAAAUUGGAUUCAAAGGAUAACAGUAGACCUUCUUCGAGAAAUUCAACGGUAUCGUCAAAACUUUAAAGUUUUAAGCAACUCCUAGCAAAUUAAUAACAAUUUUUUCAUUUGUUAGUUAAUUUUUAUGUGUAAAGAAAGCAAACCUUUACCAGAUAGGCAUUUUAUUGUAAAUACACGCGUAUAUCUAUUCAGCUGUAUAAUAAUUCAA
Molecule: messenger RNA, 4963 nt
Organism: Ceratosolen solmsi marchali
Lineage: Eukaryota; Metazoa; Arthropoda; Insecta; Hymenoptera; Agaonidae
Product: protein MLP1
Exons: 27
Coding region: 475-4821 (1448 amino acids)
Source: RefSeq, a predicted model, not a curated record